Coccomyxa subellipsoidea C-169 is the source of this 945-nucleotide messenger RNA. RefSeq lists its product as hypothetical. The record is from RefSeq and is a predicted model, not a curated record. The coding region runs from base 1 to 945 and encodes 314 amino acids. NCBI's taxonomy places the organism in Eukaryota, Viridiplantae, Chlorophyta, Trebouxiophyceae, Coccomyxaceae. The transcript has 2 exons.
AUGCAGUGCUUUCCGGGAGACUUGCACAGCGGCCCGAGCUUCUGCGCGCCCAGAGCCUCGCAGCAGGCAUCCACGGCGGCACCCACCAGCGCCGGACUGCUGCCGGACCGCGACGGGCUGCCGGCACAUGCCGGCACGCCGCGCGCAUGCGCCUCCACAUGCCCGGAGCAGCACCCGGCGCCGCUCGCGGCGGCUGCCGCAACAGGAGCCGCGCCGCUGCGUUCAUGCGCUUGCAUCUGUCCAUGCUCAAAGCAGCAGCCUGCAGCACUUGCCGCAGCGGUUGCGCUUGCGGCAGCAGGUGCCGCCAGGCCGCGGUCAUGUGCCCCGCUGCCGCGCGCAGCCGCGCCGCAGCAGCCGGCUUUCGGCGCCGCGCUGCCGGCCGAGACGCUGCCGCAACAGCCGCCGGUCUUUGGCUUCGGUGGCACUGAGCUGCUGCAGCUGUGCUCGCCUGCACGCUUGGGAGUGCUGCCUCCGGCAGCAGUGGUGGCGGCUGCGGGAGAUUGGCUGCCGUACUUGGCGGCCGGGGAGCAGCAGUCGCUAGCGGACGCAUCUGACCUGCUGCCCUUGCUGCAGCCAGACUUUGCGUCUGACGAGCAGCAGCUGCUGCCUGAUUUGGCACCUGCACUGCAGCUGGGUUUGGCAGCGCCGCAGCAGCCGUCAGAUUUGGCGGCAGCGGCUGACGCGGCGCCGGAAGUGGAGGCUGGAGAGCAGCAGCUGUUCGUCACUUGGACCUUCUUGCUGCAGCAAGGAGUGGCAGCCGAAGAGCAGCAGCUUUUGCCUGUCUUGGCGCUUGCACCGCAUCCAGAUUUGGCGCCGACGGCGGCCGUGCCUGCUUUGGCGGCGCAGCAGCCGCCAGAUUUGGAACCGCAGCCAGACCUGGCAGCGGCUGAUGUGGCGCCUGCGCAGCAGCCAGAGUUUAACUAUUUGCAGCACUCAGGCGGCUGA